This is a messenger RNA of Symbiodinium sp. CCMP2592, 671 nucleotides long. The record is from the annotation of a GenBank genome assembly. Lineage: Eukaryota; Dinophyceae; Suessiales; Symbiodiniaceae.
AUGCUGUUGCAUGAUCGAACUUUGGAGUUUCAUUCCCAGUAUGGGCGCCAUCACCGCCUGAGGGUUCCCAAAUGUGGUCGCAGCAUCACUUACGACAGCGAGUCGUGCACCCUGUUUGUGGGUGGGUCUUCGCAAGAGGUCUACAGGUUGGACUUGGAAGCAGGAACGUUCCUCACGCCAAUCGAAAUGCAGAAGAUGAGUGAAGUCAACGAAGUGGUUACGCAUCCACGGCUACCUAUCGUGAGUUGCUGCGGUGAUGGCGCCGUCGUCGAAUCGUGGGAUUUGCGGGAUCAAACUUCUCCUCUUCAGACACUGAAGGUUGAUGAUGCUUCAACAUCCGCAAGUGUUCAGGUGACCCGAUGUGCCUAUUCCGGGAACGGCAUGUUCUUUGCCGCAGGCACCUCCGAGGGCAUCGUUCGUGUCUACGACCUUCGAAGCAGCCGUCCGUUGGCCCAGCGCGACCACAUGAAUGAUUAUGCGAUAACUUCGCUCUGUUUUCACGCUGGGCAGAGAGAGUCCGAUCUUCUGGUUGCGUCCUCCGACAAGAAAUCCAUCAAGGUCUGGGAGGCAACGACAGGAUCGAUGAAGGCAUCCGUCGAAUCGCAGAGUGUUGUCAACGAUGUUAGCUUCUAUCCCAAUUCGGGCUUGAUGCUCGUGGCGAACGACCAUCA